Molecule: messenger RNA, 1013 nt
Organism: Schizosaccharomyces cryophilus OY26
Lineage: Eukaryota; Fungi; Ascomycota; Schizosaccharomycetes; Schizosaccharomycetales; Schizosaccharomycetaceae
Exons: 2
Coding region: 234-1013 (259 amino acids)
Source: RefSeq, a predicted model, not a curated record
GCGAAAUUUCUUGCUGAAGCCAACUUUUUAUUUCUUCAAUUCCUGCCAAUUGGGCUGAUUUUGACUUUCAUGUGAAUGUUUGGAAUGACCAGGUAGAGCUGCUUUAGUUUUUGGCUGCUAUUUCUGAUGAGUUUUGCAUUUGCGAAAUUUUUGCAUCGAAUAGGGAUCAACAGCUUUUAUUUGACGCUCUUUUGCUAAUUAUUCAUUGAAAUUUCUCUUUAUUUAUUUUUAGGAUGUCGGAAAAGGAGCUAAAAUUCGAUUCAAGCGACCCUCCUGCAUACAACCAUGCUAAUGUUUACAAUGUUGAUCUCGAAAAGGGACUUCCUUUGUAUAAACCAAAAGACAUAAACAAAACUUCCAAUUCAACGUCUGUCAAAGUCAAACAAAGCAAAAAAACGAUAAUGACUGAAUCCAGCAGCUUUCCUGAGUCCAUAAAGGAGCUUCACUGCAAAACAUCAGAAAUAGUAAACUAUGGUUUUCCCGAAAAUGUGGUCCUCAAACACAGAAACUAUCGUUUACUAUCAACAGCAAUCUUUUCGUUGUUGUGUACGCUAGCAAUUUCCUAUCCUUUCGAACCCUUUUCUUGGCUAAAAAAUGCCUUUAAUGAAAUUAAAUACGAUUGGACCCUUCUUGGUUUUUUAGUUCUUUUGAUUGUGAUAUGGGCAAUAUUCUAUGCUUUUUUCUAUUUCUUUCAUCCAAUUGCCAUCGGGGCAAUAAGAGCCUUGCCCUACUCCAUAAUCUUUGUGUGUAUUGCCAUUGGUAAUAUUGGAGUAUUGCUUGGUGGUGUCAUAUAUAAAAUUGGAGUAUUGCUUGGUGAUAUUAUUUAUGCUGUUGCCCAAGGAUUUUAUAUAGUUUUCAUGCGUUUCCUUGGAUUAGACUAUGCAAAUACAACUGAAACCACCGGUUCGCCUACGCUGCCCGGAUAUCAACAAAGGGAUGAUGCACUGGCUCCUCCGCCGACAACUACGAACGAAGAAAUAGAGCUGCAGAGCAAUCCUACCACUCAAAGUUAA